Messenger RNA from Populus nigra (black poplar), 1083 nucleotides. RefSeq names its product peptidyl-prolyl cis-trans isomerase FKBP20-2, chloroplastic. The record is from RefSeq and is a predicted model, not a curated record. Gene Ontology annotation, molecular function: peptidyl-prolyl cis-trans isomerase activity. The coding region runs from base 106 to 885 and encodes 259 amino acids. NCBI's taxonomy places the organism in Eukaryota, Viridiplantae, Streptophyta, Magnoliopsida, Malpighiales, Salicaceae. The transcript has 7 exons.
UCCUUAAAAAAAAAAAAAAGGAAUAAAAAAAGAUGGAACAGAACAUGAGAUAACACCACGAAGAGGUUUUAACAGAAAAGGCCCAUCCUGUGCUUCACAAAAGCCAUGCUGACAGCAACCUCAUCGUUCUAUCCUCUCCUGUCUAAGCCAUCUUCUCCUCACAUAAACCUUAUACCAUGUCCUGCUUUGGGAGAUCUCUUUUCUUUGAAGAAGCGAAUGGUACGGUGUUGUCACAACUUGAAUGAUGAUGGAAUGCAGAAUGGACAUGUAGUAUUAUGUCAUGAAGAGAAAUUGAGGCGUAGGUUCCUCCUCUUCUUUUCUUUCUCAUCAGGCUUGCUUUCAACUUUUCCUUCUUAUGGAAAGACAAAGAGCAAGAACCCGUAUGACGAAAGACGCUUGCUGGAACAAAACAAACGGAUCCAGAAAGAGAACAAUGUACCUGAAGACUUCCCAAGUUUUAUCAGAGAAGGUUUUGAGGUUAAGGUAGUAGCACCAGAGAAUUAUAUAAAACGUGACUCAGGGCUUAUAUACCGGGAUUUUGAAGUUGGUGAAGGUGAUUGCCCAAAGGAUGGCCAGCAGGUUACUUUCCACUAUGUUGGCUAUAAUGAGUCAGGUCGUCGCAUUGACAGCACCUACUUACAGGGUUCUCCUGCGAAAAUCCGCAUGGGCACUAAUGCAUUGAUUCCAGGAUUUGAGGAAGGAAUUCGAGACAUGAGACCUGGGGGGAAGAGGAGGAUAAUCGUUCCUCCAGAACUCGGGCCACCGGUUGGACCUUCCACUUUUUUCAGCUCAAAACAGUUCGAAGUUUUUGAUGUGGAACUUCUCAACGUUAAGGACUGUCAAAGGAGGACUAUAGGAUUUUACUCUGAUGUUGUGUGCAACUGACAGGCUUUUGUGAAGCCUUAAAAAGACAAUUUUGUUGGAACAUUAUCACACUAAAAGUAUGUCUUGCUGUGUGGAUUUUACCUUGUCUAAGAAAGACUAAAUUAGAAUUUAGCAUUCGAGUAUGUAGGAAGUUGUUUUCAUAUGAUGACCGUAGAGUUUCAACAAUUUUCAGGAAUAUCAUUAUUUACUAUUUCAUAA